Molecule: messenger RNA, 3108 nt
Organism: Spodoptera exigua (beet armyworm)
Lineage: Eukaryota; Metazoa; Arthropoda; Insecta; Lepidoptera; Noctuidae
Source: the annotation of a GenBank genome assembly
CCUAAUAUUAUGUUUGAUAGCUCACAUGGCUUGUGGAAAUGUAGUAAUUGAUAAGAUUUGACAGGUCGCGUGGAUAUUUAGACAUUGAAGCAAGAUAAUUUAAGUACAUAUGGCAUAAUACGAGAUCAGUUAGAUUGCAGAGAUGAUGCGAUAAGUGAUGCCUAGGUAUAAAUAUGAUUAGGAGUCUUGGUGGUCCCGUAAUACCAAAUAGUUACAUAAUGAAGCUACUCGUGUUGGUGUUGUGCUCUGCAGUAGCGCUAACAUGUGGCGAGGUGAGGCAAGGCAGAAAGUUCCCAGAUGACUUCGUCUUCGGAGUGGCUACCGCUAGUUAUCAAAUCGAGGGAGCAUGGGAUGAAGAUGGUAAAGGAGAAAACAUCUGGGAUUAUUUAGUGCACACCAAUCCAGAUGCAAUUGCUGACCGCAGCACUGGCGACGUAGCGUGUGACUCUUACCACAAGUAUAAGCGUGAUGUAGAGAUGCUCCGAGAGUUGGGUGUCGGCUCCUAUCGGUUUUCUUUGUCGUGGUCAAGAAUAUUACCCAGCGGUUUUGCAAACCACGUCAACGAAGCUGGCAUACAGUAUUACAAUAACCUUAUCGACGAAUUACUUAAAUACAACAUCGAUCCAAUAAUCACAUUGUACCAUUGGGAUUUGCCUCAAAAACUCCAGGAGCUGGGCGGCUGGCUGAACCCUCUCGUUGGUGACUGGUUUGAGGAUUAUGCUCGGGUAGUGUAUGAGCACUUUAGCGAUAGAGUGAAGAGUUUCAUUACAAUCAACGAGCCCGCACAAGUUUGUUACGAAGGCUACGGGACUGAUACAAAGGCUCCAUUGUUGAAUGCAACAGGUAUCGGCGAGUACAUAUGCGCUAGAAACAUUGCCCUCGCCCACGCUAAAGCUUACCACCUAUAUAACAACGUAUACAAGCCGAAAUACGGCGGAGAAUGUGGUUACACCUUCGCAGUAGAUUCUACAGCCCCUCUCACGGAUUCUGAAGAAGAUAAAUAUGCCGUGGAAUUAUUAACUCAACAGCAGUGGGCAAUAUACAGCGACCCUGUAUUUUCUAAAGACGGGGGAUUUCCCAAAGAGCUUUUGGAGUUAGUUGCUAAAAAGAGUGCAGCGCAGGGCUUCCCGAGAUCUAGACUAAUCGACUUUACUGAAGAAGAGAAGGCGUACAUCCGUGGCACUAGUGACUUUUUUGGCGUCAACCAUUACAGUGGAUCCCUUGCCUCACCCUCUCUGUAUACGUCACAGUAUGCUGUGCCAUCAUCUAUGGACGAUAUUGAAGUUGGGCAGACGGUGUCUGAUGACUGGCUUCAGGCUGCCUCUUCAUGGUUCCAAAAAAUGCCAAACAGUGUUUACAUCACGAUGAAACUAAUUCAGAAUAGAUAUGGGGACGUUCCUAUCUACAUUACGGAGAACGGCUGGUCCUCGUACGGCGGCAUCGAUGAUGAGGACCGAGUCGACUACUAUAGAUCUGCUUUGGAGAGCGCACUCGACGCUUUGGAUGAGGGAAUCAACCUUAAGGGCUACUACGCAUGGAGUCUUAUGGAUAACUUCGAAUGGCUGGCUGGAUAUACGGAACGUUUCGGUUUAUACCAAGUGGAUUACGAUGAUCCCGAGCGCACUCGUACACCAAGAAAGUCUGCUUUUGUCUACAAACACAUUAUUAAGACGCGCAUGGUCGACCCUGACUACGAACCCGAGAGCAAUGUCAUGACAAUUGAUGAGGGACAUUGAUUGAUUGAACAAUUCGAAAAUAAAUGAGACAUACUAAUUGAAUGAUGUAUAUAAUUUGAACCUUUAAAAACAAAUCCUGGUACAUAGUAAAACCAAUGAAAAUGUAUAAAUAAAUCUAUGUUCACUUGUCACUUUUACCCCAUCCCAAGAAUCCUUUGACCAGCCCCGUGAGGCCUGCGCCCUGCUUCUUGCUAUCCGCUGCACCAGUUUUAUCGUCCAGGUUCGGGAACUCAACAAAGUUGCACGCCAAGUCAAAGAACAAUGGCUUGCAAGGAAUGGCUUCCAUAGACGGUGGCAUUUUGUACACGUUAGGGUUCUUUGUAAGAACUUGAGUGUCCUCCCUGUACUCGUCCAAACGAUCGACUAGAGGCUUCUUGUCCUUGUAAGACUUGCCACUCGCGUACUUCAUGUCCUCGUCUUGAUCGUCAUCAUCUUCUAGUACUGAGUCAGCGUGCACUUCAAACUUACAGCUUUCGAUAUCUUUCUUCAACAUUUGCAACUUUUCGACCAGGCGUUUGUCAUCAAGUUUGGUGCUGAGGGACUCGGCCGAGUAGUUGCUGCAUCUCUCCAACAUAGCGAGAGCUUCCCUGAAGCGACGGAGCCCGGUGAGCACCUGCGCGAUGUAGUAGCAGCGGAAGGCGCGGUACGCUUUCGUCAAAGUCUCAAUUUCCUGUUGGUACGCCGCGUCGCUUUCAAAUCCAGGCAGCUGCUGCAACUCGGUCAAGUUCUGCAAGAUAAUUUCGUAAAGUCUCGUCAAGUCCUGGGGCCGGACCUUCUUGCCGUCGAUCUGUAUGUUGUUCUUGCGAGCUUCUUCAGCCUGCUGGACCAGCAAGUUGUUCCUGUCGAUAGUGCGCAUCAAGCGCAGGUACAUCAAGUACGACAGCAAGUAGUUGAUGCCAGACAUCUGGAUCUCGGAAGCAGACUUCAGCUUUGGAUCGCUUUUAAUUUCAUCCUUGAUGGCAGAUAUAGCGUCUUUGCAAUCCAUCAAAAUAUUUUCCAGAAUAUCAAUCUUGGCCUGGACAGAGUCUGCGUUGGCGACGGACUUGUCAAGGUCUUGUAAUGCAAUGAGGAAGAGCCGCACUUUCUCGGGCUUCACAGUCACUUUGCGGCCGCGCCAUUCCACUUCAUGCAUCACACCAGAACGAGACUCCCUGUAAAAGAUCAUGAUAGUCACAUCUCCAAAAUAAAGCUGAUACAUACCUAUUAUAAAUCUUAUUACUUAUCUAAUAAGUACUAACUUAGCUUGUGCCAUGAGUGAGUCCAAGUUCUCGAUGAGUCCCUGGCCACGCAUAGCCACGAGGUCGCCGGCCGCAGACUCGUCACCGAUAUUGUACGCGCAGUAACGAAGGCUAGGCUUCAGUUCUUCCACCUG